AUGCCCAACAACAAAUCAGCAAAACCGAAGUUCAUAACCCUCCGAUCGCAAUCCCCAUCCGCCCGCAUACUCCUUCGUACCCCAAUCCGCACUGAUGCAUAUUCCCUCGUCUGCCGUGUUCAAGAUCCCGAAUGCACCACUUAUCUCCCCCACCUCCGAUUCCCCAAGAAUCCGAUUACGAUACAGUCCAAUGAGAAGCAGAUCGAACUGUGGCGCAAUGCAUCUGGAAUCACUGAACAAUUCCUCGUCGUUGUCCUCCUUCCCGAAAGACCAGCAGAGGAUGGAUUAGAUCCCGUAGCGACAGUUGGCGACACUGGCCUCGCACCACUCAACAUCGCCGCAGGCACAGCAGAGUGCGGAAUCAUGCUCAACAGCGGUCCGGACAUGCGAGGGAAGGGGAUCGCAGUUGAGGCACUUGCGAUGCAGUUUGCCUAUGGAUUCGAACAUUUGGGCUUGGAGAUCAUCUCAUUCCAUACAAGUAAGGACAACGUCCCGAGACGCGGCCUCCUGGAGAAGAAAUUUGGGCUGGAGGCGAGAUGCAGAGAAGAGGAAGGUGACUGGGAGCUCGUAGCGACGAAAAGCUGGUGGAAUGAGCGUCAACAUGCAGCUGGUCCAGACCGGCAGAUGGUAGUUAGCGUGGAUGAAGGAUUGUGA
Molecule: messenger RNA, 654 nt
Organism: Cyclocybe aegerita
Lineage: Eukaryota; Fungi; Basidiomycota; Agaricomycetes; Agaricales; Hemipholiotaceae
Source: the annotation of a GenBank genome assembly